ACUUCUGGUCGCUCCACGAGUCAGCAGCGCGGUUAUUCGCUGUCUGGCUUUUCUCCCGUCAAGUUGCGUCUCGUUUCUGACGGAGCUCUGAAGAUUUAAGAAAAAAGAGGAGAAACUUCUGAAAACAAAUUUCUGCUGGAAGAAGUUUAGUAUUAGGAUUUAUCUACAGGAACCCGACGAUUGGAGCCUGUCUUUCUGCUGGGGGAAAGGCGGCUGAACUUUUUUCUUCUCUUUCUUUCUUUUCUUUUCUUUUUCCCCUCAAAAAUGAACCGGAGUUUUAACAAGUCGCAGCCUUUGCGCGCUGGUAAUUGUAACGCCGUGGAAGUAAAAAGCAAGUAUGGAGCAGAGUUCCGCAGGUUCUCCUUGGACCGGAUCAAGCCCGGCAAGUUUGAGGAGUUCUACAAGCUUAUCCUCCACAUUCACCGCAUCGCUAAUAUGGAGGUGAUGAUUGGCUAUGCCGACGUCCACGGGGACCUGCUGCCGAUUAACAAUGAYGAUAACUUUUGCAAGGCUGUGUCAACGGCUCAUCCGCUGCUGAGGAUAUUCAUACAGAAACAAGAGGAGGUCGACUACAGUAACUUYGGCAACAACACGAUAACCCGCAGGAAGAAGGCCGUGGUAACGCUGCGCAACAGCGACGUCAACCGCAAGCGCCCUCACAUCCGCAUCGGCAUGCCGCAGGACUUUCGGCCCGUUUCCUCCAUCAUCGACGUGGACAUCCUGCCCGAAUCUCACCGCCGCGUUCGUCUGUAUCGCCACGGCUCCGACAAACCCCUGGGCUUCUACAUCCGAGACGGAACCAGCGUCCGCGUGACGCCUCACGGUCUGGAAAAGGUCCCAGGCAUCUUCAUAUCUCGGCUGGUGCCUGGAGGGCUGGCGGAGAGCACGGGGCUGCUGGCGGUGAACGACGAGGUGCUGGAGGUGAACGGCAUUGAAGUGACGGGGAAGUCGUUGGAUCAAGUGACGGACAUGAUGAUCGCCAACAGCCACAACCUGAUCGUGACCGUCAAACCAGUGAACCAGCGCAACAACGUGGUCCGCAGCAGCAGGAUCUCCGGCAGCUCAGGCCAGUCGUCUGACAGCGGCGGGUCGACCAGUUACCCCAGUCUGUCGAUGGCCUUGGCGCGCGAGACGGCCCCUGGAGCGCACGGUUACCACGAUGACCUGGAGAGCGACGAGGACGCGGAUAUCGUCAUCGAGAGCCGCCUCAAACGGCCGUCUCAGCGGUCCAACGCGUCCUUGGCGUCCAGCGCGUCUCGCACGCACCAACAGGCUCCGACGACAACGUCAGGUCCGACGACUUCUCCAAGCCCUCCCUCACGUCCAUCUUCUGUGAUCUCCACCGCCUCCUUCCAGUCACAGACAAGUCUGAACGGAGGAUCCCAUCACUACCAACAACAACAACAGCAACACCACAGCAGCCUGAGCCUCCAGCUGCACAGAGACCUGAACCUUAAACACAACCAGCACCAACAGUCCAAACACAGCGAGCCGCACACACAGCCUCUGCAUCACAGCAGCAACCCAGCCCUCCGGCACAGCAAUGGCAGCCUGCACAAAAUCCUCAGCUCUCUGAAAACGGACCCACGUCACAGUCUUGCUCUUCCCAAGGGAGGGGUGGAGGAGGAUGGCACCGUCAUUACGCUAUAAUAACUACAGAUAGAGAAACAAACACGCCAGCUGCUCAGAAACUGAACUGGAACAAGCCAGAGAAAUACGAGCAACUACAGAACUUCUGAUGAUUUUUACAUGAAUGAUAAUAGGAAGUUUACAAUGAUCGUGUGUAUAUAUAUAUAAAUAUAAAUAGUAUCGUAUUUUUUUUGUUUUCUUGUCUUGUAUGCAAAGAUGUGUUCUGUAGAAGCGUCRGAACAAACUGUUUUAGACUAGUUGACUGUAGAAUAGAGUUCUGAAUGUACCUACAACCAUUUCUUUAUGACCACUUUUUUAGAUCCUUUUUCAUCAUUAUUAUUGGGACCAACUUCUGGGCUGCUUCGGGACAUCUUGAAAGAGUGAAUCUGUUUCUUAUCUUCUGGUAAACAUAAGUUUUGUUUUAUUAUGUCUUUUAUGCCAUGAUGAUUGUGAUCAAAUCUUUGUAUCUUGUUAAAUAAAUUAUUCUAUCUCACAUUUUAUACAAACUAGAAAA
This is a messenger RNA of Austrofundulus limnaeus, 2143 nucleotides long. RefSeq names its product par-6 family cell polarity regulator gamma b (gene pard6gb). Lineage: Eukaryota; Metazoa; Chordata; Actinopteri; Cyprinodontiformes; Rivulidae. Bases 265 to 1650 code for a protein of 461 amino acids. The transcript has 3 exons. The record is from RefSeq and is a predicted model, not a curated record. Gene Ontology annotation, cellular component: apical plasma membrane; nucleus; cell cortex. Gene Ontology annotation, molecular function: protein binding. Gene Ontology annotation, biological process: establishment or maintenance of cell polarity; centrosome cycle; regulation of cellular localization.